AUGUUUGUAAGAAAAUUCAUUAGCGAUAAAUUAAUAACAGCAACGUUUAAAUUUGAGAAACUUUUGUCGCCCACAGAUUUCUUUACACAGAAAAAUUUGUUCUCAACUUCACUCACUAUGUCGAAGACCGCACUAGUCAUUUUAGCUCAAGGCGCGGAGGAGAUGGAGACUGUUAUUACAGUGGAUAUGUUAAGAAGGGGUGGUGUGUCUGUCACAUUAGCCGGUUUGGAUGGUGAUGGGCCGGUGCUAUGCUCAAGACAAAUAACUCUGGUCCCGAACAAGUCACUGGCGGACGCGCUGGCUGAGAACCCGCAGUAUGAUGCUGUGAUACUGCCCGGUGGUCUGGAGGGAUCGGACCGUCUGUCGAAGUCUAGUGUUGUGGGAACGGUUCUAAAGGAGCACGAGAAGGCCGGCAAGAUCGUCGCUGCCAUUUGCGCCGCGCCGACCGCGUUCGUGUCUCACGGCGUGGCGCGCGGCAAGCGCGUGACGUCAUACCCCAGUACCAAGGACAAGAUCACCGGCGACUAUCGCUACGUGGAGGGCGAGCGGGUCGUGGUAGACGGGAACAUAGUCACCAGCAGGGGACCAGGGACCGCUUACUGGUUCGGUCUCACACUAAUCGAACUUCUGACAGGCAAAGAGGAGGCUGCCAAAGUUGAGAAAGGAAUGCUUAUCACCGGCUACUAA
Messenger RNA from Diatraea saccharalis (sugarcane borer), 687 nucleotides. NCBI's taxonomy places the organism in Eukaryota, Metazoa, Arthropoda, Insecta, Lepidoptera, Crambidae. The record is from the annotation of a GenBank genome assembly.